Molecule: messenger RNA, 2313 nt
Organism: Amaranthus tricolor (Joseph's coat)
Lineage: Eukaryota; Viridiplantae; Streptophyta; Magnoliopsida; Caryophyllales; Amaranthaceae
Product: ribulose bisphosphate carboxylase large chain
Exons: 1
Coding region: 187-1614 (475 amino acids)
Biological process (GO): carbon fixation
Molecular function (GO): magnesium ion binding; ribulose-bisphosphate carboxylase activity
Source: RefSeq, a predicted model, not a curated record
AAUAAUGAUGUAUUUGGCGAAUCAAAUACAUGGUCUAUUAACGAACCAUUUUGAUUAGUUGAUAAUAUUAAUUGAGAAUUUUAUGAAAGAUUCUUGUAAAAGGUUUUCUUAAGGCCGAAUUUAUGUCGAGUAGACCUUGUUGCUUUGUUGUAAAAAAUUUAAAAUUGAAUUUGUAGGGAGGGACUUAUGUCACCACAAACAGAGACUAAAGCAAGUGUUGGAUUUAAAGCUGGUGUUAAAGAUUACCGAUUGACUUAUUAUACUCCUGAGUAUGAAACCCUAGAUACUGAUAUCUUGGCAGCAUUCCGAGUAACUCCUCAACCUGGAGUUCCACCUGAAGAAGCGGGGGCUGCAGUAGCUGCCGAAUCUUCUACUGGUACAUGGACAAGUGUAUGGACCGACGGACUUACCAGUCUUGAUCGUUACAAAGGACGAUGCUACAACAUCGAGCCCGUUGCUGGAGAAGAAAAUCAAUAUAUUUGUUAUGUAGCGUAUCCUUUAGACCUUUUUGAAGAAGGUUCUGUUACUAACAUGUUUACUUCCAUUGUGGGUAACGUAUUUGGGUUCAAAGCUUUGCGUGCUCUACGUUUGGAAGAUUUGCGAAUCCCUGUUGCUUAUGUCAAAACUUUCCAAGGCCCGCCUCACGGUAUCCAGGUUGAAAGAGAUAAAUUGAACAAGUAUGGUCGUCCCCUAUUGGGAUGCACUAUUAAACCCAAAUUGGGGUUAUCCGCUAAAAACUAUGGUCGAGCAUGUUAUGAAUGUCUUCGUGGUGGACUUGAUUUUACCAAAGAUGAUGAAAACGUGAAUUCCCAGCCGUUCAUGCGUUGGAGAGACCGUUUCCUAUUUUGUGCCGAAGCUAUUUAUAAAUCACAAGCCGAAACAGGUGAAAUCAAAGGGCAUUAUUUGAAUGCUACCGCAGGUACUUGCGAAGAAAUGAUAAAAAGAGCUGUAUUUGCUAGAGAGUUGGGAGUUCCAAUCGUAAUGCAUGACUACUUAACAGGUGGAUUCACUGCAAAUACUAGCUUGUCUCAGUAUUGCCGAGACAAUGGUCUACUUCUUCACAUCCACCGUGCAAUGCACGCAGUUAUUGAUAGACAGAAGAAUCAUGGUAUGCACUUCCGUGUACUAGCUAAAGCGUUACGUCUGUCUGGUGGAGACCAUAUUCAUUCUGGUACCGUAGUAGGUAAGCUUGAAGGGGAAAGAGAUAUUACUUUAGGCUUUGUUGAUUUACUACGUGAUGAUUAUACUGAAAAAGACAGAAGUCGCGGUAUCUUUUUCACUCAAUCUUGGGUUUCCACACCUGGUGUUCUUCCUGUUGCUUCAGGAGGUAUUCACGUUUGGCAUAUGCCUGCUCUAACCGAAAUCUUCGGGGAUGAUUCUGUACUACAGUUUGGUGGAGGAACUUUAGGACACCCUUGGGGGAAUGCACCGGGUGCUGUAGCGAAUCGAGUAGCUCUAGAAGCAUGUGUACAAGCUCGUAAUGAGGGACGUGACCUUGCUCGCGAGGGUAAUACAAUUAUUCGUGAAGCUGCUAAAUGGAGUCCUGAACUAGCUGCUGCUUGUGAAGUAUGGAAGGAAAUCAAAUUUGAAUUCCCGGCAAUGGAUACAAUUUAGUCUAAGUCAUUAAUGUUCGGUCUCUUAAUUGAAUUGUAAUUAAACUCGGCCCAAUCUUUUACUAAAAAGGAUUGAGCCGAAUACAAUUUUUGUAUAUAUCUUGUAUCUCUCUAUUUAUAGAAACUUCUUUUUAUAUACAAGCAAGAUCUUCAAUUCAAAAUUGAAUACUAAACAACUCAAACUUUCUAUUAUUGUCUUGGAUCCACAAUUAAUCCUACGGAUCCCUAGGAUUGGUAGAAUUGGUAGAUUCUUAUACAUAUUCCGUGGGUUCGGCCUAUGACUGUGGAUAUUAAGUCAAGUAUACGAACUCCUUCUACCUAUCUUGUAUAUUGUCCUUUUCGUUCCGUAUUAGAAUAGAAACUUAUUCGGUCUUAUAUUAGACGGGAUUCGACGAAAAAAAAAUUCUUCAUUUCAUAAAAUAGAAGAUAUAUUCUUUAUUUUUUUUAUAUAAAUUUGACCUGACCUUGGAAAUUCUGCCUUUUUUCUUUUUCUUUAGAAUUUUUUCGAAUUUUAAAGAUAAAGAAAAAAGUUCUAUCAUAUUCAUAUACAACGAAGUUAUAUCACGGAUUUGUACAAGAAAGAAUUACUUCUUUCAAUAGAAUAUACUUAAGAAUACUUACUCAUUUUUCGUUAAUAAUCUGCGUGAUUGGAUCUAGAUGCUUAUUCUGACAAGAAAUGUUCAAAUUGAUUUUCAUCGAA